AUGAAUCAAGGCUUCACCUUUCCUUACACAAGUAACGGCGAUGAAAAGGAGGACAAAUCGUUCAAAUUCCCCACUAGUGGCGCAGAAAUUGAAUCAAAAGAAUCGGAUCACGGUACACACAAAUUAGAACUUGCCUUUGAACCAGUUUCAGCUGAAAGCAAGCCAAACACCGUCGAAAUACCAGACCCUGAGGUUUACGAAAGCCAGGCAAUGUCACCUCCAAUGUCACCUCCAAUGUCUCCACCUAUAGGAAGGUCCUCGACGCCGAUCGAAAAGGGACAUAACGAGUCGCCAGCUGCACAAGUGCCGAAUCCAGACUCGCACACCAAACCCUAUGACAAAGAAUUCGCCAGAACCAUACGACAACACCUCGCAGCAGAUUGGAAGUCACCUUCAGAGUACGCAUUACACAUUUUAUUUACCAAAUUUGUUCGGCAUGCCGAAUCGAAAUUAAACGUGUGUCUGCAGUAUCCGCUGGAUUCGGAACCCCCCAUUGUGGACAUCUUGGGUGAAGGCGUUGAUGUGUCAUUCGAUAAGAUUGUAGAGUCAUUAGGGUUCAUUUCAAGAAAAAAGCCUAAACCUGUGAUCGAUGCAAUGAUGUUUUGGAGGAAAACUAAGUCCGAGGUUGCGGUUGUCGCUGCUGCUAACGUCGAAAAGUUGAUCGGUGAACUCAAUCAUUUACCGUCUACUGUGGAACGUGAAGAUAGUAUCAAAGCAACCGGCAACGCGACUCAAACCUGGAAUACACAUACCAAGUCAAACAGCUCUGAAAGCAAGCAAGGGCAUCACAGAAAAAAUUCUUCCAAGUCGAACAAAAGCCAAGGCAGUUUCUUGGGGCAUAGGCAACGUUUAAUGGAAGAACGAAUUGAACACGCGAGAGCAAAUGCUUUCCAAGCAGAUAGGAAAUCUUUGAUCAGUAUCUUCAUUUUGUGCCGUGUUCUCAUAGAAAUCGUGAAACAAGCACCUUCUGAUACAGACGAGGACCUGAAUGAAAAGUUAGAAGAGAUAGUCUUUACUCAGCUAAAGACCACAGAUCCACUUUCGAUAUCUUCCAGCAUAAUAAAAUCUUCUAAUUGGAAUUCUUUCGCCGAGCUACUUGGAUGGAUGUCUGAAAGUAAAUUCGUUGCAGUCAGUGACAGAUUCAUAGCCGAUUUGGAAAAGCUUCCUCAUUAUAUUUCCACUGAACUCGAGCCAUCGGCUCAUUUGCUGAUCUUGGGUAUGCGCUAUUUGCGACUGAAGAACUACCCACUGGAGCAAUUCGAAGAGAGUGCCGAUUUCAUAAAAUCGGUAGCGAAGUUCUUUUCUACAUCCCAAAAUUUCUCGGUGCGACUUGCUUAUGCAGAAGUCAUAAGUCAACUUUUACUUCCAGUCGCAGGAUCAAUAACAGCUGAAGUUAAUCACCCUACUUGGGUGGAAGCCAUGAAUAUGAUCCUCAAUACUUGCAAAAAACUUCAAGAUGAUGACAAGUACUGGGAAAGCAUUUUCAAGCUCACAGUGUCUGUUCUGUGCGUUUCGCCGCAACCGCUGUUUUCUGAGAACUGGGUUCCUCUUGUCGAAAAAAGUAUGACCAAAAUCAAACGGCUUGAUAGGCGCGCUGCGUUUGCAACUGGUCUAUCUCGAUUGAUUUGGGUUUAUUUGUUUAGGUGUACCGAAACUCUGAAUAACACCGAAAGAACUCUACGGAAAUUGUUUUCCCCAAUCUUGGCUCCAAGAAAGAAAGAAAAUUGGCUAACGGCAGAUAUGGACCUAAUAGGCCCAUUGGCAGAUGUUUGCGUCACUGCUGGCUCAGUACACCCAGGUUUCGUUUUAGAGCAUGUCAUUCUGCCAUUGAUCAAAAUAGCAUUCAAUGGAAACACUUUGGAGAAUAUAGGUUACGAAAGGCUUUUGCUAGCCAUUGAAUCUUACAAAGGCCUCCUUUUGUGCGAUGCUCGUCCCGAAUUCCCAGAAAAUGAAAGCAGGUUCUAUGAUGUAAACCUUAACAACAUUGCAGAAAAAUUCGGUACUUCCUCUACGAGCGACCAUGAGGAAGUAUGCAUGUCACUCAACAAGCUCUUUUUCUUGCUCGACUCGAGUAUCGGAUCAGAGGUCUGGUCUCCCGAAAAUGAGCACCAAAGGCAACCAUCUACACCAUUCUCGAGUAUAUCAAGCUUCGCUUUCAGCUUCAACACUGAAAAUGCCAAUACCAAUAUCAGAAACUUAAAUUUUGUUCUAUUCUCAACAUUGAUAGAUGCUAUUCCGUGUUGUCUUUCAGUUUCCCGAAAUGUGCCUUUCAAGUCAGCUAUUGAAGUUUUGGCAAGAAAUGCAGUUCACAGUGAAUUGAUAGUCUCUGCUAGCUCGCGAAAUGCUUUAAGAGCUUUGGCUUGCAAGCGCAAUCCAUACACGCUCAUUACGUGGUUUGCAAACUAUUCUUUCGACUUUGAUGAGAAAAACCAGUCCAGUUAUAAACAGACGUAUCUCUCUUCUAUGGAAUACCGUCGAUUAUUGAUAUUAUAUGUGGAAUUACUCGAAUGUUGGUUGGAAUCUUUCAAGGAUUCUAAGAAGGCAGACCUCAAUAAAAAAUCGGGCUUAGAUGGCAUCCAGCUUUCAUUUAGGAAUGAAGAAGAAGCGAAAGAGUCCAAUGAGAACGAAAAACUGCAGUGGAAAAACACUAUCACUGUCAUCGAAGAUGUGGAGGGAAAUGGAUUAUUUUUUUUAUGCUCUCAUGAUCAUAAUAUUCGGAAGCUGGGAAUACGAAUUCUGCAUAUCGUCUCAGAAUUUGACGAAGCAAUGUUGGAAAAAACUAUCAAAUUAGAGAAAUCGCACUCGAGGUCUUCAUCGAGGUUCGCAGCUGAAAGCGGAACACGGCUCAUCGAUUUACUAAAAAGCCUUGAUCUCUCUUCAAUUCACGAGGUUCAGAAACUCGAAAUGAGUGUCGUGGAGAAAUCUCGGCUCUCCAAAAUGUCAAUGAAGUAUAAGAAUGAAGUCGUCUUGAAAUUGGCGGAGUCAGAGUAUGGUGUUGAUGCUGCAUUAUGGCUAAGAGUUUUUCCUAAGUUACUCACAAUUAUUUUCGAUCAUUCACCGAUCACGAUGGCGUUAUGUCGCUCUUUAGUGUGCAUUCGUUUGGUUCAACUUCAUCAAAUUAUACUGGCUAUUGUCAAUGACAAUCCAAUGAAGACCAAAGACUUCCUGCCAGAAACUGCUGUCAACCAAUGGAAACUAUAUUUGAUCGUUGCAUGCUCAUCCUUAACUUCAACCAAUGAUCAAAAACUGCACAUUCCUUCCUCAGGAAAUCAACAUGGUAGGAAUAAGUCACAACAAAUAUUUACCGUUCAACACCAAAAAAUAAAGUCGGUCACAUCAAUAUUUAAAAUGGUGUUGCCCUUGUUAAACUGCUCAAAACCAAUGAUUAAAUUGGCCAUAAUCAGUGGUCUCAGCUCAAUGAACAUCAAUAUAUUCAAAGCAUACAUUCAAAAUGUUGACGCCUUUUUAACAUCCUGGCGGACUGGAAGCUCCUCCAACAUUAUGCGGAUCGAAAUUUUUCACAUACUUGCUAUACUGGCACCCUUUCUGGCGGAUGAGAGAAUUUUGAAUGACGAAUGGGUUUUGAGAAAAAUCUCACAUUUCCUUAGAGAGGCCAAAAAAUUCUUGGAGUUGCCAAAUGUUCAAACCUCAUUUCAAAAUCAGUCGUUGCGAAUUUAUUUUGCUUCUCUUUUGUCCCCCUUCUACAGUGCUAUCAAAAAUCAUCCCUUGGUACAUGAUCUUUUCCCAUUUGAAGCCAGGGCUUCCUGUUUCAAUUUCUUAAAAGAGUGGUGCGGCCAUGGACAAUUUUCCAAUAUUGCCAGGGAACGAUACGCAAGCAUGAGAGAAAGCGUAAGCUCACGCGAGCAAACAACUUUCAUAACCGCGCUGGAAUUCGGGAGAGGCCGUUUAGAGAUUGUCGCUCUGGAGGCCAUGGUUAACUUAUGCUCGGACGCUAUUACGAAAAAGGUGAGUGAUGAUUCAGAGAUUCCACUAGUGAUAUCGUUCGAUAUACCUGGACUUAUGCACUGGACAGAUUCCCUCUUCAAAAGUCAGAAUGAGAGGGUACAAAAUUUCGGUAUCCAAGCUCUAAAAAACCUACUUGAAAACAAUCAAGAAAAUGCUCAUCUUUAUCGAGAUGUGUUAAUGCAAUAUUCCCUUCACAAUCUUGAUACAAAAGUUGCAAGUGCCUAUUACACCACCGUCUGCGAAUCACUCAUCAAGAUGAAAUCUUUCACAUUAUCAGAAGACGAGCUAGUUUCGUUGGGUUUGAGUGGUCUUUAUAACGAAAGGGCAGAGGUCAGAGCUUGUUCGAUUGAUCUCCUUUCUCGAAUCGAAACACAGAUUCACAAAUCGUCGUAUACCAAAGUCUUCAAGGAGAGAUUAGCGAAUGAUUCGAAAACAGUUUACAAAUCUACCGCCAAAGAAAUUUCCACCAUUUUCGCUGAGCUUCCCUCUGCUGAGGUUCGCAUGAAAGUAUUUUCGAAGAUGUGUCAAAGUUUGAAUUAUCUUAAGUCUGAAUUGAAGCAAGAUAUUUUGAAUCUCUUAGUUCCCUGGGUCAAUAAGUUUACUCUCAAAGCCAUGGAAGACAGCGGUACUUUGAUGGUUCUCAAUAACAUGUUCGCUAUAACAGUUGAAUUGAAUGAUAGAUACCCUAUGGAAAUUGAGCAUAUUUGGAUAUCGUUGGGAAAAGGUAAUGGUUUCCAGAAUAUUCACAUAGCCUUGGAUUACAUACUCAGAACGUCGAUCAGUCAUCGAAACCCUGAGUUUGUUCUGAGAGCAAAAGACGUCGUGCUUUAUUUAGCCAACGUUCCAGGCGGAAUGGGUGUUAUUGACUCUUUCAUGAUAAAUCUGGAACCCAAGCAUAUGGUACCGGAGGUUGGCCAACCUUUGGCUAUUCCUGUUAACGGAACCCGCUACGAAUAUGAAGCUGACAUCUGGAAAUUACUUAAUUACCAUGAUAAAGAGAUUGUAUUUUCAAAAGCGCAACUAUCCAUCGUUUUUCUGGUUAAUUUGUUAACCAUUCCGGACGAAUCAAUGCGAAAUAAAUUGCCGCUUUUAUUGCACGUCAGCAUCUGUUUAUUGGACCACAAUGCACUUCUCAUCAAGGAAAGCGCGGCAAAGAUUAUUUCUGACUUGAUAUUUGGUCUCAUGCCCACCCAUGAAAAAUCAGAGGAAACUGUGGCGUUAGUGAAAGCGAAAGGACAUCUCUGGUCAUAUGAUAACAUUCACAAAGAUAAAAAUGGUGCUAGGUCUCCGAAGGCCAUGGAUCAAUUGGUAAGAAACGUCGUUGCAAUCUUUUCAGGAUUUGAUUCGCUUCGGGAGCAAUGGCAAAGCAUUGCCCUCCGGUGGGCUACGGUAUGUCCCGUACGUCAUACUGCCUGUAGAUCCUUCCAAGUUUUCAGGUCUUUACUUACCUUCUUGGAUCGUCAAAUGUUGCGAGAUAUGCUCCAUAGGUUAUCGAAUACAAUCUCGGAUGAGAAUCAAGACAUACAAGCGUUUGCAAUGCAAAUUUUGAUGACUUUGAACGCUGUGACAGCUGAAUUAAGUCCAGCUAAGCUCAUCGAUUUCCCACAAUUAUUUUGGGCUGUCGUUGCCUGUCUGAACAGUGCUCACGAACAGGAAUACAUCGAGGUCCUUUCGACCCUUUCUAAGUUUGUGUCCAAAAUUGACCUCGACUCAUCGGAUACAGUUCAAUGUCUUGUAGCAACUUUCCCGUCAAACUGGGAAGGGAAAUUUGAUGGAUUGCAACAAAUCAUAAUGUCAGGUUUACGAUCUGCUAACUCAUGGGAGAUCUGCUUGAAUUUCUUGGACCGACUCAAUCGGUUUGAUGACAGCAGAAUCAUUGCAAACACGAAGUCGCGUGUCUUAUUCGCCCUGCUUGCAAACUUGCCUCGGUUCCUUUAUGCAAUGGAUUUGAAAGUGUUCGACGCCACGAUAAUGAAUGCGGCAGAUGCACUUGUAACACUCGCGGAGAAAAACGCUCAGCCCUCCUUGGCACGAAUGAUUUACUCUGUCGUUAGAAACAAAUUCAGAUCAAAGAAUGAUUUUCUCAGCCAAAUUGUCAAUUUCAUUUCUGGAACUUAUUUCCCAGAAUAUUCUGCUCAAACAUUGGUCUUCCUCUUAGGAUUACUACUGAAUAAGAUGGAUUGGGUGAAAGAUCAAACUUUGCAAGUGUUGAAGCAUUUGUUUCCCUUGAUAGACUUGAGCCGUCCAGAAUUUGUUGGCGUUGGUGCCGAUCUCAUCUCUCCUCUAUUAAGGCUACUCUUGACAGACUUUGAAGCGAAAGCUUUAGAAGUCCUUGAUUCAGUUCGGAACGUCUCUGGCAGUAAAAUGGACAAGGACGUUUUGAGAAUCAGCAUGGGAAACAAGGAUGCCAAAAAGGCAUACUCAAGAACUGCAACUCUGUUUGGUGUUCCUGAGGAAAGCGGUUGGUCCAUACCCAUGCCUGCCAUGACUGCAGCUACAACGCGGCAUAACGUACAUGCAGUAUUUUCAUCUUGCAUUGAUGAAGGCGUAGUACAACAGGAAGAAGAGGAAACUAAUGAGCCUGUCGAAUUUCACGCGGACAAUGUCUACAUCCCACAGGAUGCCAAUGACAGUAUCUCUUUAUCUGAAGAGAAGGAUGGCUCGUUGAGCCAUAUGUGGGCCGAGUUAGAUAACCUCGACACCUUUUUCACAACGGAAGCGAAAGGAGCUGACAGAUCGAUGGAGCACAGAUACUCACAACAUGUACAUUCGGGUUCUGCUGACACUACAUAUGCAGAGCAGAUGGGUGCAUUAGACUCUGCUCCUCAAUUGUAUGACAAAAAAGUUUCUGUGAUGUUAAACAAGAGUUUGACCAGGACACCCUCCAAUGUAUCUUUCAAAAGAAAUCUUGCCGAUUCCUUCGGCACAAGCAUGCAUGGUGGUCCAAUGAUAUUGACGGAAAACUCGAAGGGCGAACCCACUAGACCGUCGAGUUACAGUGGGAAAAUGUCUUCAACCAAUCUGGAAAAUCCUGCUCUCUUGAAAUCACCACAACCUUCGAAGUCCCCUUCUCAUAAUGUCUUGAACACGGUUUCCCCUCAUCGGGCAAGGGCUUACGAAAAUCCGCCAGAACUUCUCUUCCGGUUUGAGGGCCUGCUGAGGAAUCCUCACCGCCAGAAGAAGAGAUGGCAGCAGCAGCAUCAUCAUCAACAGCAAUUGCUAGUACAAAGCUUAAACGAACCGCGCAACUCCUAUAACAAUGACCCAAAUAUUUUGAUGGCAGCGACCCCAAAUCUCACAAGCCAGUCCAGCCCUCCGUUAUCUCCAGGACUAUCUGGCGAAAGCUCUCAACUACCCUUUGGUGGUAGUAAAGAAAACGUCAAAGGCAAGAACCCUAAUAAAAACGGAGCAAGUAAAGGCAAGCACCAGAAGCACCAUUACCAUCUACCGCAUUUUUCAAAUCGAUCUUCUGAAGGCAAGUCAACGCCGCCCUUGUCAAGCUCUUCGGGAACUUUCCCACAUCGCAGGACACCUUCACCACGUUCUAGCAGAUUUUCAUCGGGAACAAUACAAAGCUCGUCGCAAGGACAAUUCGGAAAGAUCGCGAAAUUCUCAAGGUCUAAGAGAAACUCUCCAUUCGAAAACGAUAAGAACUCAAAGAGUACGCCUGUUCACCAAUUGAUGCAGGAUAGAAAUAUCGAAGACGAUCUGCUUAUCGAGAAACAACUUCUUUCUCUACAAGAUGAAUUACAAAAUAGGUCUGUCAGUAAUGAUUCGGUAGCGGGAGGUUAA
This is a messenger RNA of Lachancea mirantina, 7758 nucleotides long. The record is from the annotation of a GenBank genome assembly. Lineage: Eukaryota; Fungi; Ascomycota; Saccharomycetes; Saccharomycetales; Saccharomycetaceae.